AUGGCCCCUCGUGGGCUCCCGUCCUUCUUCAAGAUCUUGCUUGACCGUUCUGCCCCUCACCUGGAAUUGCCACCUGGUUUUGUCCACAAGCACUUGGAGAAGAAGAUCCCUGAAAACCCAAUACUCCUAUCAAGAAAUGGAGGGUAUGAAUGGAGAUUAAAGAUAAAAAAAGAAGGUGAAAUUUACUACUUUGCCGAUGGAUGGAGUGACGUAGUUGAAGAUAGCGACUUGGGAUUUGGGGAUUUUCUUGUCUUUUGGCUUGUUGAUGAAUCCACCUUCAAACUUUCAAUUUUCAGUCCAAAUGGGUGCGAAAAAAAUUUCCCCUUAAAAAUCCAGGAUGAACAUGAUGACAUUGAAGAAGAAGAAGAGAAAGAGGAAGGAGAAAAUGAUGAUAAUUAUGAGGAAGCAGAGAAAGAGGAAGAAUCUGAUGAAGAAGAAGAAGAAGAAGAUGAUGAUAAUUAUGAUGAUGAUGGUGGCAAUGGAGUAGAAUAUGAGGAAGAUGAGGAUGACGAUGGCGGUGAUAUUGAUGGGGAUGACGGGAAUCCUUUCUUUAUGAAGAUUAUAUCUAAAGACAAAUAUACUUUGCGGAUUCCGUUGGAAUUUUCACGGUUGACCGGAUUAAAAGCAAGAAAAACAUUAAAUAUGAAGAAUCUUGACGGGAAGGAGUGGCCGAUCAAGUUGCUUUCAGAGGGCCGUAACUAUACAAGAUACUAUUUGUCAGCAGGGUGGAGUAAAUUUCUGCGAGCUAAUGAGUUAUGUGAAGGAGAUAAAUGUGUAUUUAAGUUUCUCAGAAGCGAAGAUAAGUUUUGUCUAUCAAAAGUCACCAAGAAAAGUGAAGUUUUGGAGAGGAGGCCAAGAAGGCAGCCGCCACGUCUGGUGGUAGAGCAGCCAGCGGGAAAAGUUCCGGCGGCUCAAGUUUCAAUGAGAUCGACAGGGCGGCCGCCACGUGUGGAGGUACGUCUGGAGGUGGUCCUGGGUUUAAAAGCGUGGUCCACAGACGAGAUGGAGAAGAGACCACAUGGAAGGCCAUUUAAGAAGAAAUGA
Messenger RNA from Lactuca virosa, 1044 nucleotides. NCBI's taxonomy places the organism in Eukaryota, Viridiplantae, Streptophyta, Magnoliopsida, Asterales, Asteraceae. The record is from the annotation of a GenBank genome assembly.